GCUGAACUGACCAUACAUAGAAUUUAUUUUCCGAUUGUGCGGAGGGGGUUGUUUCCUCAGAAAAGCCAAGGCUCCUUUGGCUGUCCUCAGAUUCUCACACACCUCUUUGUGUCUCUCUCUUUCUCUCUGCAUCUCAUUGGAACCAACCCAACUCAACGUCUUCCCUCUCGUCUACUCCCCCAAAGGGAAAGAACAGCCCAAAUUAGUAAGUCUUCUGAGGAAUUUAAGCAAGAAAAUUCCUCUUUCCCCGUCAACCUCUAUCUACCCAAGUGGUUAAUCGAAUCGGAAUAUCGAGAUGGCAAGGGAGAAGAUACAGAUCAAGAAGAUAGACAACGCGUCGGCCAGGCAGGUGACCUUCUCGAAGCGGAGGCGGGGGCUCUUAAAGAAGGCCGAGGAGCUGUCCGUUCUCUGCGAUGCUGAUGUGGGCCUCAUCAUCUUCUCCUCCAGCAGGAAGCUCUUCGAGUACUCUAGCUCCAGUAUGAAGGAUAUAAUAGAUCGGCAUCGUUUGCACUCCAAGAACCUCGAGAAACUAGAGCAGCCGUCCCUCGAGUUGCAGCUAGUAGAGAACAGCAACUACGCGAGAUUGAGCAAAGAAGUUUCCGAGAAAAGCCAUCAACUUAGGCAAAUGAGGGGAGAGGAGCUCCAAGGACUGAGUAUAGAAGAACUUCAGCAGCUAGAAAAGUCUCUCGAAGCCGGGUUGGGUCGCAUAAUCGAGAAGAAGGGCGAGUGCAUCAUGAAAGAGAUCACGGAACUUCAGGAGAAGGGAAUGCAAUUGGGGGAGGAGAACGAGAGACUGAGGCAACAGGUGAUGGACAUAUCUAAUGGGCAGAGACUCGUCACCGCGGAUUCAGAUAACCUCGUGAACUACGAGGAAGGCCUAUCAUCGGAGUCGGUCACCAACGGAUGCAACUCCACCGGCCCUCCCAUGGACUACGAGAGCUCCGAUACGUCUCUUAAGCUCGGGCUGCCAUACGCAGGGUGAUCUGAAGUUUCAUCAGAUGGGGAGGCCCAUUUUGUACUUAAUUAAUGAUUAAUAAUAAGAAAAGAAGAAAAUAGACGACUCUAAUUUAUUAUGCAAUGGAAUGAAUGGGAAUCUAUCUUUCGAUC
This is a messenger RNA of Punica granatum (pomegranate), 1107 nucleotides long. The record is from RefSeq and is a predicted model, not a curated record. Lineage: Eukaryota; Viridiplantae; Streptophyta; Magnoliopsida; Myrtales; Lythraceae.